AUGGAUAGUGACGAUGAUCAGACGGGCGGCGGGAACGCGUCGUCAGAUGAAAGUACAAGAAACAUCGAGGCCGAGGACUACGGGUCGGAUCUAUCUGACGAGGCCCUUUCUUUGCCGUCGCAUUUGGCCCCUAUAAGUGCCACCAAGGAUAGCGAGGGUGACGAAGACAACCUGGACGAUCCCAGCGAGCCACACCAUCCACACAGCGCAGAGGACGCUGGCGACUCGGAUGCCGAUGCCUUGGACUCGGGCUCGGACCUCGAGCACAUAUCUAUAUCGGACUUCGACCAGAUUCCCCCGCAAACGAUCAUCGAGACUCGAAAGUACUUGAAACAACACGGGAACAUGAAAUUCCUCGAGAAAUACUUGCCUACAGCAGCCUCGAGCGAGGACAUAGUCAGACUAAUCGUCCAACUUGGCUUCGUGCCUCGUCACCUCCCCAAGCCUGAUAACAGCAACAUCAUGGUGCUCAUCAAGUACCUCAAUUACGCUAUGGUCAAAGUAAGAUCGAUCAGAACCAGGCUCGACACCGUGAAAACCAUCGACGACGCAUUGGAACAAAUCAACAAAGCGCAAAAGAUCUUGGUUAUUACUGGCGCAGGUAUUUCUACCAGUUUGGGGAUUCCCGAUUUCCGUUCCUCCAAAGGUUUUUACUCUCAAGUGCAGCAUUUGGGCCUUUCAGACCCACAGGAAGUUUUCGACUUGGAGAUUUUCUUAACUGACCCGAGCUUGUUCUACUCCAUUGCCCACAUGAUAUUACCACCAGAGAAAAUAUUCAGUCCCCUCCACUCGUUUAUCCAGGUGAUCCAAUCAAAGGGUAAACUUUUGAGAAAUUACACUCAGAAUAUAGAUAACUUGGAGAGUUAUGCUGGUAUCUCACCGGAGAAAUUGAUUCAAUGUCACGGGUCGUUCGCAACAGCUACUUGCGUAACUUGUAAAUACCACGUCAAGGGUGAAGAAAUAUUUGAAGACAUCAAGAAUAGAGAAAUACCGUACUGUCCCAAGUGUGCCAAGAUGAGAAAAAAGCUCAUGAAGAAUGAUGAGGAUUCGUUUGUGCCCGAUAGCUAUGGGGUAUUAAAGCCGGAUAUCACCUUUUUCGGCGAGCCCUUGCCAGAAACCUUCCACGAUCUGAUCCGUCGGGACUUGUCAGAGUGCGAUUUACUAAUCAGCGUGGGAACCUCGCUUAAAGUUGCGCCCGUGGCAGAUAUAGUAGAUAAGAUUCCUGAGCAUGUUCCUCAGAUCUUGAUUAACAAGGACCCUAUUGACCACUGCAACUUUGACGUCAGUCUACUUGGAUACUGUGACGAUGUGGCCAGUUAUCUUGCUAGCAGGCUUGGAAAGAGCUGGGAUAUUCCUCACAAAGACUUCGAUAGCAUCCGGGGGUCUGCCGAGGAUCCAAACUUGCUGUUGACGUUGGUUGAUGAAGAGUACAGGGAAUAUGAGGUGGUCAAUCGAACUACAGAACAGGCGAGCUUGACGGAAGUAACUAGUCAAUCCGACGGUUUAGUAGGGAACAACCAAGAGCAGGAAUCAAAUAGUGCAGAAUCUGGUGGACAAGUCUCCGUCCGUCCUCACAGUCCUGAAGAACAGGGACUGCCAGAAACGGCCUCCGCCUAG
Messenger RNA from Suhomyces tanzawaensis NRRL Y-17324, 1617 nucleotides. RefSeq names its product histone deacetylase (gene HST1). Bases 1 to 1617 code for a protein of 538 amino acids. The transcript has a single exon. The record is from RefSeq and is a predicted model, not a curated record. Gene Ontology annotation, molecular function: NAD+ binding. Lineage: Eukaryota; Fungi; Ascomycota; Pichiomycetes; Serinales; Debaryomycetaceae.